GUAGGUCUGGCCCGGGGGGCUGUGGGGGGGGAAACUGGCGAAGACACGUGACGCAACCCCACGCCCCCUCUUCAUUUCCGAUGCUCCGGCCUCUCCUUGCAGCCAGAACCCAAAGAAGUCCGUUCAGAUAAAGGGGGCGUUAGCGAGGGCGGAGGCGAGAUCCUGCGGGGCGAGAUCAUGCGGGGCGAGGUCACGUGCCCCCUAGGACCGCCCCUUAGGAAGCCACUGCCCGGCCCCCUGGAAGGGGCGGCAGCGGAAAUGACCUCACGACGUUCUUUGCUGCGUGCGGCUACGUGGCGGAGCCGGCGGAAGCAGUUCCUUCGCUGGACCCAGAGUGUUUGUGUUUUGGUUCGUGAGGAGCCGGGGCGGUCUGAGGGGAGGAGACGGAGGGAGGAGGAAGAGGACGACGACGAGGAAGAAGAAGUCCUCGGAACUGGAGCGCGGCGACUCUGGAGGAGGAGAGAGGAAGGCGGAGCAGAGAGGCGGAGACGCAGCCCGGCAGGGGCGGCACGGGGCUCGGAGUCCCGCGUCGGCCAGUGUGAGAAGCAGGGAGUAGGCGACGCCGCUGCAACUGCGGCGCGUCCGAUCUCCGGGCCGUGCGUGGCCUCGCUGCCGGGAACCGCGCCCCAGAGCUCACUGCCUGCCCCAGCUCCAAAGUCAAAUUGUUGAAGGUAUUUUCUCCAGAAAGAAGAAAACAUUGAUACCUUGCAUCCUGGAAGUUCAUUUAGGAAUCUGAAAUCAGGGACUUCUUUAUAAUUUGGACAUGGCUAAUCGAGGAGCAACAAGACCCAACGGGCCAAAUACUGGAAAUAAAAUAUGCCAGUUCAAACUGGUACUUCUAGGAGAGUCUGCUGUUGGCAAAUCAAGUCUGGUGCUUCGCUUUGUGAAAGGCCAAUUUCAUGAGUUUCAAGAGAGUACCAUUGGGGCUGCCUUUCUAACCCAAACUGUGUGUCUUGAUGACACAACAGUAAAAUUUGAAAUAUGGGAUACAGCUGGCCAAGAACGGUAUCAUAGCCUAGCACCAAUGUACUACCGAGGAGCACAAGCCGCCAUAGUUGUGUAUGAUAUUACAAAUGAGGAGUCCUUUUCGAGAGCAAAAAACUGGGUUAAAGAACUUCAAAGGCAAGCAAGUCCUAAUAUUGUGAUAGCUUUGUCAGGAAACAAGGCUGACUUAGCAAAUAAAAGAGCUGUUGACUUCCAGGAAGCACAGUCCUAUGCAGAUGACAACAGCUUAUUAUUUAUGGAGACAUCAGCUAAGACAUCAAUGAAUGUAAAUGAAAUAUUUAUGGCAAUAGCUAAAAAGCUGCCAAAGAACGAACCACAAAAUCCAGGCGCAAACUCAGCCAGAGGACGAGGAGUAGACCUUACUGAGCCUGCACAGCCAGCCAGAAGCCAGUGUUGUAGUAACUGAACUCCAGUGUCAACUUCCUAAAUGGCAAAAACCAUGGAAUUGGGAGCAUUUAGCCAGCCCAGUGUGACUUCCAAAAAGAGACUAUGGUAGAAUCAAGUUUCUAAUACUGAAUUAUUUUGAGUGUUUUGAACUUAAUUUUUAAUAACAUGCAUGUGUUCCUCCAGCAGUAGAAAGGAAAAUGAGAACUGUGUAUACACUUGUUCCAUGGGAAAGUGCAGGGGAACAGUUCAUCUCUAGUGGGUAUGGACCCACUCUUAACCCACCCAGUCUCCAAACUGGGAUGAUAGUCAGGUAUGGAAGAUUCAAAAUUACUAAUGUAUGCUUUAGAAGAACAUUUUUAGAAGACUAAAAAUAUUUAUGCUUAGCAACAAAAGCCAAGCAAAUGGUAAUUUUCUUUGAUUGUCUUAAAAAGCCUACAUUUCACAUAUUAAUAAAGUAAUCCCAAGAAAACAGUCCUAUAUCUCCAGAAAGAAGGAAUAUUGGUGGCAUCUUAAUUUUAUUCAGUCAUGUUACUUCUUAAAAUUUAAUUGAAGAAAAAAAUUGUCACAUGUAACCCCAUCCUGUUUUAGGAAUAUAAAAACUGAUAAGUGCAUUUUAAUGGAUAGUGGUCCCUUCAUAGGAGCUUCUUUUUAAGACAAAGUGGAAACAAACCAGGUAUCUGCUUUCUAUUUAAUCACUGUUGGCUAUUACAUAGAGGUCUGUCUAGAACAGGGAGGGGGCUCUGCUUCCCUUUGGACAUGAUUAGUCAGUGCAUUAACCAUUAUGUACAUUCAAACUUGAUUAUUUUAAAUAUUCAGCUGUACUGUAAAUAGAGUACUGCAUUGUAGUCUCCAUAUGUUUAUUAUUUCCUGUAAUAUUUAAGAAUUGCCUAAACAUAUACAAAAUGUACAGUUACUAAAACAGCUAAUUAUUUCUUUCUCCCCCUAUGAAAGAAAGGGGCUUUGCUGUUCUUACAUGGCUAGAACCAUAAUAAACACCGUACUUGCAAUUUGUAACAUAAGUAUUACAAUGUUAUUAGUAAUCUUGAAGCCUUGUUUUUUGAAGUCCAUUUUAUUUUAAUCAGUAUAUUGCACUAAUUAUUUUAGGUAUUUUCAUUAUAUGAAUCUACCAUGUGUCAGAUGAUUUAAUCUAUUUAAGUGUUGAUCUGCUAGCAGAACGUGUACAUUUUACAGUAACUCAAAAUUAGUAAGGAGAACAGUUCACCAGUGUUUAGUUUUAUAUUGAGGUGCUCAGGUUGGAAUAAAGUGGUGUAAAAAGCAA
Rattus rattus (black rat) is the source of this 2671-nucleotide messenger RNA. RefSeq names its product RAB5A, member RAS oncogene family (gene Rab5a). The record is from RefSeq and is a predicted model, not a curated record. The transcript has 7 exons. NCBI's taxonomy places the organism in Eukaryota, Metazoa, Chordata, Mammalia, Rodentia, Muridae. Bases 764 to 1411 code for a protein of 215 amino acids. Gene Ontology annotation, molecular function: GTPase activity; GTP binding.